This is a messenger RNA of Hydra vulgaris (swiftwater hydra), 16146 nucleotides long. Lineage: Eukaryota; Metazoa; Cnidaria; Hydrozoa; Anthoathecata; Hydridae. The record is from RefSeq and is a predicted model, not a curated record.
AUGAACAACAUAAUUUUCAAAAAAACAUCACCAAUAGAAGAAACAACAACUAUUGUAAACACUGUAGCAGCUACAGACACACUUAAAACUACUCCAUCUGAAGUUCAAACAAGCACAAACACAGUAUCACCAAUAGAAGAAACAACCACAUUACCCAGUACUGACGCAGUUACAGACACAGUUGAAACUACUCCAAAUAAAGUUCAAACAAGCACAAACAUAGCAUCACCAAUAAAAGAAAUAACAACAUUACCCAGUACUGAUGCAGUAAAAGACACAAUUGAAAGUACUCCAUCUAAAGUUAAAACAGACACAAACACAGCAUCACCAAUAAAAGAAACAACAAUUAUUGUAAGUAUUGCAGCAGCUACAGAAACAGUUGAAACUACUCCAUCUGAAGUUCAAACAACCACAAAUAAAACAUCACCAUUAGAAGAAACAACAACUAUUGUAAGUACUGCAGCAGCUACAGACACAGUUGAAACUACUCCAUCUAUAGUUCAAACAAGCACAAACACAGCAUCACCAAUAGAAGAAACAACAACAUUACUCAGUACUGAUGCAGUUACAGACACAGUUAAAACUACUCCAUUUGAAGUUCAAACAACCACAAAUAAAGCAUCACCAAUAAAAGAAACAACCACAUUACCCAGGACUAAUGCAGUUAAAGACACAGUUAAAACUACUCCAUCUGAAGUUCAAAAAAUCACAAACACAGCAUCACCAAUUGAAAAAAAAACAACUAUUGUAAGCACUACAGCAGCUAUAGGCACUGUUAAAACUACUCCUUCUGAAGUUCAAACAAGCACAAACACAGCAUCACCAAUAGAAGAAACAACAACAUUACCCAGUACUGAUGCAGUUACAGACACAGUUGAAACUACACCAUCUGAAGUUCAAACAAGCACAAACACAGCAUCACCAAUAGAAGAAACAACAACUAUUGUAAGUACUACAGCAGCUACAGAAACAAUUGAAACUACUCCAUCUGAAGUUCAAACAAGCACAAACACAGCAUCACAAAUAGAAGAAUCAACAACUACUGUAAGCACUGCAGCAGCUACAGACACAGCUGAAACUACUCCAUCUGAAGUUCAAACAACCACAAAUACAGCAUCACCAAUAGAAGAAACAACAACUAUCGUAAGUACUGCAGCAGCUACAGAAACAGUUGAAACUACUCCAUCUGAUAUUCAAACAACCACAAAUACAGCAUCACCAAUAGAAGAAACAACAACUAUUGUAAGUACUUCAGCAGCUACAGAAACAGUUGAAACUACUCCAUCUGAAGUUCAAACAAGCACAAACACAGCAUCACAAAUAGAAGAAACAACAACUAUUGUAAGCACUGCAGCAGCUACAGACACAUUUGAAACUACUCCAUCUAAAGUUCAAAAAAGCACAAACACAGCAUCAGCAAUAGAAGAAACAACAACUAUUGUAAUUACUGCAGCAGCUACAGAAACAGUUGAAACUACUCCAUCUGAAGUUCAAACAACCACAAAUACAGCAUCACCAAUAGAAGAAACAACAACUAUCGUAAGUACAGCAGCAACAGACACAGUUGAAACUACUCCAUCUGAAGUUGAAAUAACCACAAAUACAGCAUCACCAAUAGAAGAAAAAACAACUAUUGUAAGUACUUCAGCAGCUACAGAAACAGUUGAAACUACUCCAUCUGAAGUUCAAACAAGCACAAACACAGCAUCACAAAUAGAAGAAACAACAACUAUUGUAAGCACUGCAGCAGCUACAGACACAUUUGAAACUACUCCAACUGAAGUUCAAACAACCACAAAUAGAGCAUCACCAAUAGAAGAAACAACAACUAUUGUAAGAACUUCAGCAGCUACAGAACCAGUUAAAACUACUCCAUCUAAAGUUCAAAAAAGCACAAACACAGCAUCAGCAAUAGAGGAAACAACAACUAUUGUAAUUACUGCAGCAGCUACAGAAACAGUUGAAACUACUCCAUCUGAAGUUCAAACAACCACAAAUACAGCAUCACAAAUAGAAGAAACAACAACUAUUGUAAGCACUGCAGCAGCUACAGACACAGUUGAAACUACUCUAUCUGAAGUUCAAACAACCACAAAUACAGCAUCAACAAUAGAAGAAACAACAACUAUUGUAAGUACUUCAGCAGCUACAGAAACAAUUGAAACUACUCCAUCUGAAGUUCAAACAAGCGCAAACGCAGCAUCAGCAAUAGAAGAAACAACAACUAUUGUAAGUACUGCAGCAGCUACAGAAACAGUUGAAACUACUCCAUCUGAAAAUCAAACAAGCACAAACACAGCAUCACAAUUAGAAGAAACAACAACUAUUGUAAGCACUACAGCAGCUAUAGACACUGUUAAAACUACUCCAUCUGAAGUUCAAACAAGCGCAAACACAGCAUCACCAAUAGAAGAAACAACAACUAUUGUAAGUACUUCAGAAGCUACAGAAACAGUUGAAACUACUCCAUCUGAAGUUCAAACAAGCACAAACACAGCAUCACAAAUAGAAGAAACAACAACUAUUGUAAGCACGGCAGCAGCUACAGACACAGUUGAAACUACUCCAUCUGAAGUUCAAACAACCACAAAUACAGCAUCACCAAUAGAAGAAACAACAACUAUUGUAAGUACUGCAGCAGCUACAGAAACAGUUGAAACUACUCCAUCUGAAGUUCAAACAAGCACAAACACAGCAUCACCAAUUGAAAAAACAACAACUAUUGUAAGCACUACAGCAGCUAUAGGCACUGUUGAAACUACUCCAUCUGAAGUUCAAACAAGCACAAACACAGCAUCACAAUUAGAAGAAACAACAACUAUUGUAAGCACUACAGCAGCUAUAGACACUGUUAAAACUACUCCAUCUGAAGUUCAAACAAGCACAAACACAGCAUCACCAAUAGAAGAAACAACAACUAUUGUAAGCACUGCAGCAGCUACAGACACAGUUGAAACUACUCCAUCUGAAGUUCAAAGAACCACAAACACAGCAUCACCAAUAGAAGAAACAACAACAAUUGUGAGUACUUCAGCAGCUACAGACACAGUUGAAACUACUCCAUCUGAAGUUCAAACAACCACAAAUACAACAUCACCAAUAGAAGAAACAACAACUAAUGUAAGUACUUCAGCAGCUUCAGAAACAGUUGAAACUACUCCAUCUGAGGUUCAAACAAGCACAAACACAGCAUCAGCAAUAGAAGAAACAACAACUAUUGUAAGUACUGCAGCAGCUACAGAAACAGUUGAAACUACUCCAUCUGAAGUUCAAACAACCACAAAUACAGCAUCACCAAUAGAAGAAACAACAACUAUUGUAAGAACUUCAGCAGCUACAGAAAAAGUUGAAACUACUCCAUCUGAAGUUCAAACAAGCACAAACACAGCAUCAGCAAUAGAAGAAACAACAACUAUUGUAAGUACUGCAGCAGCUACAGAAACAGUUGAAACUACUCCAUCUGAAGUUCAAACAAGCACAAAGACAGCAUCACAAAUAGAAGAAACAACAACUAUUGUAAGCACUACAGCAGCUAUAGACACUGUUAAAACUACUCCAUCUGAAGUUCAAACAAGCACAAACACAGCAUCACCAAUAGAAGAAACAACAACUAUUGUAAGUACUUCAGCAGCUACAGAAACAGUUGAAACUACUCCAUCUGAAGUUCAAACAAGCACAAACACAGCAUCACAAAUACAAGAAACAACAACUAUUGUAAGCACUGCAGCAGCUACAGACACAGUUAAAACUACUCCAUCUGAAGUUCACACAACCACAAAUACAGCAUCACCAAUAGAAGAAACAACAACUAUUGUAAGUACUUCAGCAGCUACAGAAAAAGUUGAAACUACUCCAUCUAAAGUUCAAACAAGCACAAACGCAGCAUCAGCAAUAGAAGAAACAACAACUAUUGUAAGUACUGCAGCAGCUACAGAAACAGUUGAAACUACUCCAUCUGAAGUUCAAACAAGCACAAACACAGCAUCACAAAUAGAAGAAACAACAACUAUUGUAAGCACUACAGCAGCUAUAGACACUGUUAAAACUACUCCAUCUGAAGUUCAAACAAGCACAAACACAGCAUCACCAAUAGAAGAAACAACAACUAUUGUAAGUACUUCAGCAGCUACAGAAAAAGUUGAAACUACUCCAUCUGAAGUUCAAACAAGCACAAACGCAGCAUCAGCAAUAGAAGAAACAACAACUAUUGUAAGUACUGCAGCAGCUACAGAAACAGUUGAAACUACUCCAUCUGAAGUUCAAACAAGCACAAACACAGCAUCACAAAUACAAGAAACAACAACUAUUGUAAGCACUGCAGCAGCUACAUACACAGUUGAAACUACUCCAUCUGAAGUUCACACAACCACAAAGACAGCAUCACCAAUAGAAGAAACAACAACUAUUGUAAGUACUUCAGCAGCUACAGAAAAAGUUGAAACUACUCCAUCUGAAGUUCAAACAAGCACAAACGCAGCAUCAGCAAUAGAAGAAACAACAACUAUUGUAAGUACUGCAGCAGCUACAGAAACAGUUGAAACUACUCCAUCUGAAGUUCAAACAAGCACAAACACAGCAUCACAAAUAGAAGAAACAACAACUAUUGUAAGCACUACAGCAGCUAUAGACACUGUUAAAAUUACUCCAUCUGAAGUUCAAAGAACCACAAACACAGCAUCACCAAUAGAAGAAACAACAACUAUUGUAAGUACUUCAGCAGCUUCAGAAACAGUUGAAACUACUCCAUCUGAGGUUCAAACAAGCACAAACACAGCAUCAGCAAUAGAAGAAACAACAACUAUUGUAAGUACUGCAGCUGCUACAGAAACAGUUGAAACUACUCCAUCUGAAGUUCAAACAAGCACAAACACAGCAUCACAAAUAGAAGAAACAACAACUAUUGUAAGCACUACAGCAGCUACAGACACUGUUAAAACUACUCCAUCUGAAGUUCAAACAAGCACAAACACAGCAUCACCAAUAGAAGAAACAACAACUAUUGUAAGUACUUCAGCAGCUACAGAAACAGUUGAAACUACUCCAACUGAAGUUCAAACAAGCACAAACACAGCAUCACAAAUAGAAGAAACAACAACUAUUGUAAGCACUGCAGCAGCUACAGACACAGUUGAAACUACUCCAUCUGAAGUUCACACAACCACAAAUACAGCAUCACCAAUAGAAGAAACAACAACUAUUGUAAGUACUGCAGCAGCUACAGAAACAGUUGAAACUACUCCAUCUGAAGUUCAAACAACCACAAAUACAACAUCACCAAUAGAAGAAACAACAACUAUUGCAAGUACUUUAGCAGCUACAGAAACAGUUCAAACUACUCCAUCUGAAGUUCAAACAAGCACAAACACAGCAUCACCAAUAGAAGAAACAACAACUAUUGUAAGUACUGCAGCAGCUACAGAAACAGUUGAAACUACUCCAUCUGAAGUUCAAACAAGCACAAACACAGCAUUACCAAUUGAAAAAAUAACAACUGUUGUAAGCACUACAGCAGCUAUAGGCACUGUUGAAACUACUCCAUCUGAAGUUCAAACAAGCACAAACACAGCAUCACCAAUAGAAGAAACAACAACAUUACCCAAUACUGAUGCAGUUACAGACACAGUUGAAACUACUCCAUUUGAAGUUCAAACAACCACAAAUACAGCAUCACCAAUAGAAGAAACAACAACAUUACCCAGUACUGAUGCAGUUACAGACACAGUUGAAACUACACCAUCUGAAGUUCAAACAAGCACAAACACAGCAUCACCAAUAGAAGAAACAACAACUAUUGUAAGUACUACAGCAGCUACAGAAACAAUUGAAACUACUCCAUCUGAAGUUCAAACAAGCACAAACACAGCAUCAGCAAUAGAAGAAACAACAACUAUUGUAAGUACUGCAGCAGCUACAGAAACAGUUGAAACUACUCCAUCUGAAGUUCAAACAAGCACAAACACAGCAUCACAAAUAGAAGAAACAACAACUAUUGUAAGCACUACAGCAGCUACAGACACUGUUAAAACUACUCCAUCUGAAGUUCAAACAAGCACAAACACAGCAUCACCAAUAGAAGAAACAACAACUAUUGUAAGUACUUCAGCAGCUACAGAAACAGUUGAAACUACUCCAACUGAAGUUCAAACAAGCACAAACACAGCAUCACAAAUAGAAGAAACAACAACUAUUGUAAGCACUGCAGCAGCUACAGACACAGUUGAAACUACUCCAUCUGAAGUUCACACAACCACAAAUACAGCAUCACCAAUAAAAGAAACAACAACUAUUGUAAGUACUGCAGCAGCUACAGAAACAGUUGAAACUACUCCAUCUGAAGUUCAAACAAUCACAAAUACAGCAUCACCAAUAGAAGAAACAACAACUAUUGCAAGUACUUCAGCAGCUACAGAAACAGUUCAAACUACUCCAUCUGAAGUUCAAACAAGCACAAACACAGCAUCACCAAUAGAAGAAACAACAACUAUUGUAAGUACUGCAGCAGCUACAGAAACAGUUGAAACUACUCCAUCUGAAGUUCAAACAAGCACAAACACAGCAUUACCAAUUGAAAAAAUAACAACUGUUGUAAGCACUACAGCAGCUAUAGGCACUGUUGAAACUACUCCAUCUGAAGUUCAAACAAGCACAAACACAGCAUCACCAAUAGAAGAAACAACAACAUUACCCAAUACUGAUGCAGUUACAGACACAGUUGAAACUACUCCAUUUGAAGUUCAAACAACCACAAAUACAGCAUCACCAAUAGAAGAAACAACAACAUUACCCAGUACUGAUGCAGUUACAGACACAGUUGAAACUACACCAUCUGAAGUUCAAACAAGCACAAACACAGCAUCACCAAUAGAAGAAACAACAACUAUUGUAAGUACUACAGCAGCUACAGAAACAAUUGAAACUACUCCAUCUGAAGUUCAAACAAGCACAAACACAGCAUCAGCAAUAGAAGAAACAACAACUAUUGUAAGUACUGCAGCAGCUACAGAAACAGUUGAAACUACUCCAUCUGAAGUUCAAACAAGCACAAACACAGCAUCACAAAUAGAAGAAACAACAACUAUUGUAAGCACUACAGCAGCUACAGACACUGUUAAAACUACUCCAUCUGAAGUUCAAACAAGCACAAACACAGCAUCACCAAUAGAAGAAACAACAACUAUUGUAAGUACUUCAGCAGCUACAGAAACAGUUGAAACUACUCCAACUGAAGUUCAAACAAGCACAAACACAGCAUCACAAAUAGAAGAAACAACAACUAUUGUAAGCACUGCAGCAGCUACAGACACAGUUGAAACUACUCCAUCUGAAGUUCACACAACCACAAAUACAGCAUCACCAAUAGAAGAAACAACAACUAUUGUAAGUACUGCAGCAGCUACAGAAACAGUUGAAACUACUCCAUCUGAAGUUCAAACAACCACAAAUACAGCAUCACCAAUAGAAGAAACAACAACUAUUGCAAGUACUUCAGCAGCUACAGAAACAGUUCAAACUACUCCAUCUGAAGUUCAAACAAGCACAAACACAGCAUCACCAAUAGAAGAAACAACAACUAUUGUAAGUACUGCAGCAGCUACAGAAACAGUUGAAACUACUCCAUCUGAAGUUCAAACAAGCACAAACACAGCAUUACCAAUUGAAAAAAUAACAACUGUUGUAAGCACUACAGCAGCUAUAGGCACUGUUGAAACUACUCCAUCUGAAGUUCAAACAAGCACAAACACAGCAUCACCAAUAGAAGAAACAACAACAUUACCCAAUACUGAUGCAGUUACAGACACAGUUGAAACUACUCCAUUUGAAGUUCAAACAAUCACAAAUACAGCAUCACCAAUAGAAGAAACAACAACAUUACCCAGUACUGAUGCAGUUACAGACACAGUUGAAACUACACCAUCUGAAGUUCAAACAAGCACAAACACAGCAUCAGCAAUAGAAGAAACAACAACUAUUGUAAGUACUACAGCAGCUACAGAAACAAUUGAAACUACUCCAUCUGAAGUUCAAACAAGCACAAACACAGCAUCACAAAUAGAAGAAACAACAACUAUUGUAAGCACUACAGCAGCUACAGACACUGUUAAAACUACUCCAUCUGAAGUUCAAACAAGCACAAACACAGCAUCACCAAUAGAAGAAACAACAACUAUUGUAAGUACUUCAGCAGCUACAGAAACAGUUGAAACUACUCCAACUGAAGUUCAAACAAGCACAAACACAGCAUCACAAAUAGAAGAAACAACAACUAUUGUAAGCACUGCAGCAGCUACAGACACAGUUGAAACUACUCCAUCUGAAGUUCACACAACCACAAAUACAGCAUCACCAAUAGAAGAAACAACAACUAUUGUAAGUACUGCAGCAGCUACAGAAACAGUUGAAACUACUCCAUCUGAAGUUCAAACAACCACAAAUACAGCAUCACCAAUAGAAGAAACAACAACUAUUGCAAGUACUUCAGCAGCUACAGAAACAGUUCAAACUACUCCAUCUGAAGUUCAAACAAGCACAAACACAGCAUCACCAAUAGAAGAAACAACAACUAUUGUAAGUACUGCAGCAGCUACAGAAACAGUUGAAACUACUCCAUCUGAAGUUCAAACAAGCACAAACACAGCAUUACCAAUUGAAAAAAUAACAACUGUUGUAAGCACUACAGCAGCUAUAGGCACUGUUGAAACUACUCCAUCUGAAGUUCAAACAAGCACAAACACAGCAUCACCAAUAGAAGAAACAACAACAUUACCCAAUACUGAUGCAGUUACAGACACAGUUGAAACUACUCCAUUUGAAGUUCAAACAAUCACAAAUACAGCAUCACCAAUAGAAGAAACAACAACAUUACCCAGUACUGAUGCAGUUACAGACACAGUUGAAACUACACCAUCUGAAGUUCAAACAAGCACAAACACAGCAUCAGCAAUAGAAGAAACAACAACUAUUGUAAGUACUACAGCAGCUACAGAAACAAUUGAAACUACUCCAUCUGAAGUUCAAACAAGCACAAACACAGCAUCACAAAUAGAAGAAACAACAACUAUUGUAAGCACUACAGCAGCUACAGACACUGUUAAAACUACUCCAUCUGAAGUUCAAACAAGCACAAACACAGCAUCACCAAUAGAAGAAACAACAACUAUUGUAAGUACUUCAGCAGCUACAGAAACAGUUGAAACUACUCCAACUGAAGUUCAAACAAGCACAAACACAGCAUCACAAAUAGAAGAAACAACAACUAUUGUAAGCACUGCAGCAGCUACAGACACAGUUGAAACUACUCCAUCUGAAGUUCACACAACCACAAAUACAGCAUCACCAAUAGAAGAAACAACAUUUAUUGUAAGUACUGCAGCAGCUACAGAAACAGUUGAAACUACUCCAUCUGAAGUUCAAACAACCACAAAUAGAGCAUCACCAAUAGAAGAAACAACAACUAUUGCAAGUACUUCAGCAGCUACAGAAACAGUUCAAACUACUCCAUCUGAAGUUCAAACAAGCACAAACACAGCAUCACCAAUAGAAGAAACAACAACUAUUGUAAGUACUGCAGCAGCUACAGAAACAGUUGAAACUACUCCAUCUGAAGUUCAAACAAGCACAAACACAGCAUUACCAAUUGAAAAAAUAACAACUGUUGUAAGCACUACAGCAGCUAUAGGCACUGUUGAAACUACUCCAUCUGAAGUUCAAACAAGCACAAACACAGCAUCACCAAUAGAAGAAACAACAACAUUACCCAAUACUGAUGCAGAUACAGACACAGUUGAAACUACUCCAUUUGAAGUUCAAACAACCACAAAUACAGCAUCACCAAUAGAAGAAACAACAACAUUACCCAGUACUGAUGCAGUUACAGACACAGUUGAAACUACACCAUCUGAAGUUCAAACAAGCACAAACACAGCAUCACCAAUAGAAGAAACAACAACUAUUGUAAGUACUACAGCAGCUACAGAAACAAUUGAAACUACUCCAUCUGAAGUUCAAACAAGCACAAACACAGCAUCAGCAAUAGAAGAAACAACAACUAUUGUAAGUACUGCAGCAGCUACAGAAACAGUUGAAACUACUCCAUCUGAAGUUCAAACAAGCACAAACACAGCAUCACAAAUAGAAGAAACAACAACUAUUGUAAGCACUACAGCAGCUAUAGACACUGUUAAAACUACUCCAUCUGAAGUUCAAACAAGCACAAACACAGCAUCACCAAUAGAAGAAACAACAACUAUUGUAAGCACUACAGCAGCUAUAGACACUGUUAAAACUACUCCAUCUGAAGUUCAAACAAGCACAAACACAGCAUCACAAAUAGAAGAAACAACAACUAUUGUAAGCACUGCAGCAGCUACAGACACAGUUGAAACUACUCCAUCUGAAGUUCAAACAAGCACAAACACAGCAUCACCAAUUGAAGAAACAACAAUUAUUGUAAGUACUUCAGCAGCUACAGAAACAGUUGAAACUACUCCAUCUGAAGUUCAAACAAGCACAAACGCAAUAUCACAAAUAGAAGAAACAACAACUAUUGUAAGCACUGCAGCAGCUACAGACACUGUUGAAACUACUCCAUCUGAAGUUCAAACAAGCACAAACACAGCAUCACCAAUAGAAGAAACAACAACAUUACCCAGUACUGAUGCAGUUACAGACACAGUUGAAACUACUCUAUUUGAAGUUCAAACAACCACAAAUAGAGCAUCACCAAUAAAAGAAACAACAACUAUCGUAAGUACAUCAGCAGCUACAGAAACAGUUGAAACUACUCCAUCUGAAGUUCAAACAAGCACAAACACAGCAUCACCAAUUGAAAAAAUAACAACUAUUGUAAGCACUACAGCAGCUAUAGACACUGUUGAAACUACUCCAUCUGAAGUUGAAAUAAGCACAAACACAGCAUCACCAAUAGAAGAAACAACAACUAUUGUUAGUACUACAGCAGCUACAGAAACAGUUGAAACUACUCCAUCUGAAGUUCAAACAAGCACAAACACAGCAUCACAAAUAGAAGAAACAACAACUAUUGUAAGCACUGCAGCAGCUACAGACACAGUUGAAACUACUCCAUCUGAAGUUCAAAGAACCACAAACACAGCAUCACCAAUAGAAGAAACAACAACUAUUGUGAGUACUUCAGCAGCUACAGACACAGUUGAAACUACUCCAUCUGAAGUUCAAACAACCACAAAUACAACAUCACCAAUAGAAGAAACAACAACUAUUGUAAGUACUUCAGCAGCUUCAGAAACAGUUGAAACUACUCCAUCUGAGGUUCAAACAAGCACAAACACAGCAUCAGCAAUAGAAGAAACAACAACUAUUGUAAGUACUGCAGCAGCUACAGAAACAGUUGAAACUACUCCAUCUGAAGUUCAAACAAGCACAAACACAGCAUCACCAAUAGAAGAAACAACAACAUUACCCAAUACUGAUGCAGUUACAGACACAGUUGAAACUACUCCAUUUGAAGUUCAAACAACCACAAAUACAGCAUCACCAAUAGAAGAAACAACAACAUUACCCAGUACUGAUGCAGUUACAGACACAGUUGAAACUACACCAUCUGAAGUUCAAACAAGCACAAACACAGCAUCACCAAUAGAAGAAACAACAACUAUUGUAAGUACUACAGCAGCUACAGAAACAAUUGAAACUACUCCAUCUGAAGUUCAAACAAGCACAAACACAGCAUCAGCAAUAGAAGAAACAACAACUAUUGUAAGUACUGCAGCAGCUACAGAAACAGUUGAAACUACUCCAUCUGAAGUUCAAACAAGCACAAACACAGCAUCACCAAUAGAAGAAACAACAACUAUUGUAAGUACUUCAGCAGCUACAGAAACAGUUGAAACUACUCCAACUGAAGUUCAAACAAGCACAAACACAGCAUCACAAAUAGAAGAAACAACAACUAUUGUAAGCACUGCAGCAGCUACAGACACAGUUGAAACUACUCCAUCUGAAGUUCACACAACCACAAAUACAGCAUCACCAAUAGAAGAAACAACAUUUAUUGUAAGUACUGCAGCAGCUACAGAAACAGUUGAAACUACUCCAUCUGAAGUUCAAACAACCACAAAUACAGCAUCACCAAUAGAAGAAACAACAACUAUUGCAAGUACUUCAGCAGCUACAGAAACAGUUCAAACUACUCCAUCUGAAGUUCAAACAAGCACAAACACAGCAUCACCAAUAGAAGAAACAACAACUAUUGUAAGUACUGCAGCAGCUACAGAAACAGUUGAAACUACUCCAUCUGAAGUUCAAACAAGCACAAACACAGCAUUACCAAUUGAAAAAAUAACAACUGUUGUAAGCACUACAGCAGCUAUAGGCACUGUUGAAACUACUCCAUCUGAAGUUCAAACAAGCACAAACACAGCAUCACCAAUAGAAGAAACAACAACAUUACCCAAUACUGAUGCAGUUACAGACACAGUUGAAACUACUCCAUUUGAAGUUCAAACAACCACAAAUACAGCAUCACCAAUAGAAGAAACAACAACAUUACCCAGUACUGAUGCAGUUACAGACACAGUUGAAACUACACCAUCUGAAGUUCAAACAAGCACAAACACAGCAUCACCAAUAGAAGAAACAACAACUAUUGUAAGUACUACAGCAGCUACAGAAACAAUUGAAACUACUCCAUCUGAAGUUCAAACAAGCACAAACACAGCAUCAGCAAUAGAAGAAACAACAACUAUUGUAAGUACUGCAGCAGCUACAGAAACAGUUGAAACUACUCCAUCUGAAGUUCAAACAAGCACAAACACAGCAUCACAAAUAGAAGAAACAACAACUAUUGUAAGCACUACAGCAGCUAUAGACACUGUUAAAACUACUCCAUCUGAAGUUCAAACAAGCACAAACACAGCAUCACCAAUAGAAGAAACAACAACUAUUGUAAGCACUACAGCAGCUAUAGACACUGUUAAAACUACUCCAUCUGAAGUUCAAACAAGCACAAACACAGCAUCACAAAUAGAAGAAACAACAACUAUUGUAAGCACUGCAGCAGCUACAGACACAGUUGAAACUACUCCAUCUGAAGUUCAAACAAGCACAAACACAGCAUCACCAAUUGAAGAAACAACAAUUAUUGUAAGUACUUCAGCAGCUACAGAAACAGUUGAAACUACUCCAUCUGAAGUUCAAACAAGCACAAACGCAAUAUCACAAAUAGAAGAAACAACAACUAUUGUAAGCACUGCAGCAGCUACAGACACUGUUGAAACUACUCCAUCUGAAGUUCAAACAAGCACAAACACAGCAUCACCAAUAGAAGAAACAACAACAUUACCCAGUACUGAUGCAGUUACAGACACAGUUGAAACUACUCUAUUUGAAGUUCAAACAACCACAAAUAGAGCAUCACCAAUAAAAGAAACAACAACUAUCGUAAGUACAUCAGCAGCUACAGAAACAGUUGAAACUACUCCAUCUGAAGUUCAAACAAGCACAAACACAGCAUCACCAAUUGAAAAAAUAACAACUAUUGUAAGCACUACAGCAGCUAUAGACACUGUUGAAACUACUCCAUCUGAAGUUGAAAUAAGCACAAACACAGCAUCACCAAUAGAAGAAACAACAACUAUUGUUAGUACUACAGCAGCUACAGAAACAGUUGAAACUACUCCAUCUGAAGUUCAAACAAGCACAAACACAGCAUCACAAAUAGAAGAAACAACAACUAUUGUAAGCACUGCAGCAGCUACAGACACAGUUGAAACUACUCCAUCUGAAGUUCAAAGAACCACAAACACAGCAUCACCAAUAGAAGAAACAACAACUAUUGUGAGUACUUCAGCAGCUACAGACACAGUUGAAACUACUCCAUCUGAAGUUCAAACAACCACAAAUACAACAUCACCAAUAGAAGAAACAACAACUAUUGUAAGUACUUCAGCAGCUUCAGAAACAGUUGAAACUACUCCAUCUGAGGUUCAAACAAGCACAAACACAGCAUCAGCAAUAGAAGAAACAACAACUAUUGUAAGUACUGCAGCAGCUACAGAAACAGUUGAAACUACUCCAUCUGAAGUUCAAACAAGCACAAACACAGCAUUACCAAUUGAAAAAAUAACAACUGUUGUAAGCACUACAGCAGCUAUAGGCACUGUUGAAACUACUCCAUCUGAAGUUCAAACAAGCACAAACACAGCAUCACCAAUAGAAGAAACAACAACAUUACCCAAUACUGAUGCAGUUACAGACACAGUUGAAACUACUCCAUUUGAAGUUCAAACAACCACAAAUACAGCAUCACCAAUAGAAGAAACAACAACAUUACCCAGUACUGAUGCAGUUACAGACACAGUUGAAACUACACCAUCUGAAGUUCAAACAAGCACAAACACAGCAUCACCAAUAGAAGAAACAACAACUAUUGUAAGUACUACAGCAGCUACAGAAACAAUUGAAACUACUCCAUCUGAAGUUCAAACAAGCACAAACACAGCAUCAGCAAUAGAAGAAACAACAACUAUUGUAAGUACUGCAGCAGCUACAGAAACAGUUGAAACUACUCCAUCUGAAGUUCAAACAAGCACAAACACAGCAUCACAAAUAGAAGAAACAACAACUAUUGUAAGCACUACAGCAGCUAUAGACACUGUUAAAACUACUCCAUCUGAAGUUCAAACAAGCACAAACACAGCAUCACCAAUAGAAGAAACAACAACUAUUGUAAGCACUACAGCAGCUAUAGACACUGUUAAAACUACUCCAUCUGAAGUUCAAACAAGCACAAACACAGCAUCACAAAUAGAAGAAACAACAACUAUUGUAAGCACUGCAGCAGCUACAGACACAGUUGAAACUACUCCAUCUGAAGUUCAAACAAGCACAAACACAGCAUCACCAAUUGAAGAAACAACAAUUAUUGUAAGUACUUCAGCAGCUACAGAAACAGUUGAAACUACUCCAUCUGAAGUUCAAACAAGCACAAACGCAAUAUCACAAAUAGAAGAAACAACAACUAUUGUAAGCACUGCAGCAGCUACAGACACUGUUGAAACUACUCCAUCUGAAGUUCAAACAAGCACAAACACAGCAUCACCAAUAGAAGAAACAACAACAUUACCCAGUACUGAUGCAGUUACAGACACAGUUGAAACUACUCUAUUUGAAGUUCAAACAACCACAAAUAGAGCAUCACCAAUAAAAGAAACAACAACUAUCGUAAGUACAUCAGCAGCUACAGAAACAGUUGAAACUACUCCAUCUGAAGUUCAAACAAGCACAAACACAGCAUCACCAAUUGAAAAAAUAACAACUAUUGUAAGCACUACAGCAGCUAUAGACACUGUUGAAACUACUCCAUCUGAAGUUGAAAUAAGCACAAACACAGCAUCACCAAUAGAAGAAACAACAACUAUUGUUAGUACUACAGCAGCUACAGAAACAGUUGAAACUACUCUAUUUGAAGUUCAAACAAGCACAAACACAGCAUCACAAAUAGAAGAAACAACAACUAUUGUAAGCACUGCAGCAGCUACAGAAACAGUUGAAACUACUCCAUCUGAAGUUCAAACAAGCACAAACACAGCAUUAAUAAUAGAAGAAACAACAACUAUUGUAAGUACUUCAGCAGCUACAGAAACAGUUGAAACUACUCCAUCUGAAGUUCAAACAAGCACAAACACAGCAUCACAAAUAGAAGAAACAACAACUAUUGUAAGCACUUCAGCAGCUACGGACACAGUUGAAACUACUCCAUCUGAAGUUCAAACAAGCACAAACACAGCAUCACCAAGACAAGAAACAACAGUUAAACUACAAACAACAACUCUAAAAUUUUCAUCUAAAAUUGCUCCUACACCAAUAGCGCCUCCAUGCCCUCAGAAACUUUGUCAAGGCUUGACUGAUGGAAAUUAUGAAAUUCUAGGAUAUCCCCAUGAUUUUGUUCAGUGUUCUAAUGGAAUUGCUUCUUGUCAAUCUUGCUGGCCUCAAAGUUUAGUUUUUAGUCAAUCUUGCAAUCAAUGUUUAUACAAUAAAGAAGGAUUUAUUGAUGUUUCAGUCAACUUAUAUACACUUGAAAACCAAUUAUUAAAGUUAUCUAUUGGUUAUGUCAAAAUAGAACUUUUAUAUGACCAUCUUUUGAAGUGCAUAAGAAAUAAUUUCAGUUAA